CAUAUUCACAUAACGUGUAUCCAACACGUAUUCCGUAGGACUAACUGGACAAGAAAAUUGAAUCCAAUUGAAUCGUACCUAAUGCUAGUCAGAGUCGAGAUGGAGAGAUACCUCCUCAGACUCGAAAGCGGCACAGUGUAACUUUGGUGUAUCUACAAUGCGUAUACGAGAAAGGGGUUAAGCUAAAAGCUUCAGUGUAUACUCAUCUUACUCUUUAUCGACAUCACUGUCGGAAAUCACUCAAUUCCCGUCUUGAACAUUUUCAAUUGAGGUGUGGGUCCGGGUAACUUGAAGGAGCCUUCCUAGUCAGCACAGAUAUUUUAAUCUUGACCACGAACUGCGACGCCUUUCAUUCUUGAAGUUAUCUUGGAACGGAACACACGAGGCACAACUUAAAGCUUCAAGAAAAACCACUGUUCCAUCCCGGCCCGCCCAAAUUCCCGAAUUUCCAAAUUUCAAACCUCGAUGUCCCGUUCCCAUUCCGCUCUCGACCGGACCAUCACCACGAAAUCCUCCAAAUGGAUCAAACUCGUUUCACAGAAUCCUACCCGGACUGUUGCUGCUCUUUAUAUAGGCCCCACUGGAGCGACGAACUCACAUGGAGACAACGGACAGGAUUUUAUAUUCGCCAUGGACGCUGUGAGGAGAGUCGCUGAAGAGCUUUCCAGAGUGACAGUGCAGCCGUUGAGCUCUGGCGAAGGUUCUGGAGGAAGUCUAGGAGAAGGAAAAGACCUCAGAAAAGACUUGGAAGGUCUCGUGAAUGCUGGCGUUGUUGAGGCUCUAUGUCGAAAUGUCAUCGAUCUGAAGGGUGAUACCAUGGCCGAUGAUGCAAUGUCGUCCUUCUACCCUCCAUUCGUCAUCCUCUACUUCGUGGUCAUCGGUAUGAACAAUGGCGACCGCGACGAACGUUCUGGAAACCAACGAAGCACUGUGGACAAACGCGCCAUGAAUGCCAUCAUGGAUAAUUGGGAAGAAAUGGUCGAUCGAUGGUGGAAAGAACCUCAGAACACGCUCAAGCAAGACGCCACACAUGAGCCUGAACGUCUACUUGUGUCGAGGUUAAUGGGCUAUUUGCUGCUUGAAGACUCGUCUAUGUAUCUAAAAAUUUUCCAUCCAUCAUCGCAUACCCUUUCUCUUAUAUCCCGCCACUGGGUUCACUGCACGUCUGCCAAUAUUGCUCGUCUCAACCUCUCCAUCCUACGGUCUAUCAUAUUCUUCAAAUUCUCGCAAAAUGUCGAGGAAUACCUGAAAGAGCACGAAAAACCCCCUCUCGGUUCGUUGUUGGACAAGAUUUACACGGGUAUCCGGGCUCCCAGUAGUUCCAGCCAAUCUGGCGAACUCCAAACCUCAGCUCAAUACCUCCUCCAAACGAUGUCCAAUCGUCUAGCCCUCGGAGAUCCUUCGUACGCCGUCGAAGACUUGGGAUUUUGUCAUGAUGUGUAUGUCGGUCUGCGGGAGUUCGCUGCUUCUUCCUCAAAUACCUCCGAGUUGGAUGAUUUUGCUGAUGCUCUUCGAAACUCGGAAGCAUAUUGGCGGAAUGCGUUCACUCUGAUGCAUAUAAAAAAUUCCGACAAGUCGACGCAUACCGAGAAAGAAGUAUCAGUAGCUGUGUUGAACCUUGCUCUCAAACUUAUCCUUCAACGGCCUGUACCCGAAGUAGCGCAACUCAUGCGGACCUGGAUCCAAACGGGCUUAUUUAGUGUCCUAGAUGAGACGAUGGAAGAGUUGAUCAGGGUUCCUGGCGCGACUAGAUUGUUGACAUUCUUCUAUACAACAAUCAAAGAAUCCUGUUUGUCCCCAUCGUUCCCUGUCGAUGUUCUUGAAGCGCUCAAGGACGAGUUUCCGAGACAGCGAGCGGUAGGCGCGGUUAUGCGGUACGAGACUGAACAAAAAGGAAAUCAACAGAACAACACUCCAGAGAAGAACGCCCAUGAAGAUGAUAUUCCCGAUGCGGAAGAUCCAAUAUGGAUCAAUGGUCUUUGGCAGGCGAUGGGUUGGUUGGAGGGGGUAUGCCACCGUGACCAUCCUGAGCACGAGGGCGCGCAAGGUAUUGAAAAUAGACUAGUGGUUACAACAGGUUCAACCCUGUGUGCACGAAGAAGUUGUGGAAAGAAGGCUGUCUCGAAAUGUUCCUCGUGUAAGCAGUUUUGGUAUUGUGGAGUUGAAUGUCAGAGACUAGAUUGGAAAGAACAUAAAUCAAUCUGCAAAAACAACUUUGCUGCACCGUAUAUGCAAACGGUUCGGGCAGGUACAAAGAGGUUGACAGGAGGAAAUGCAGCAAAACUAGGAUUGAUGGGGUUAGGUCCCAAUGAUUCGGAAUUCGACAGUGACACAAGUAACGCCAAAACGGUGACGGUGGUAGAUAGAUUGAAGGGCCUGUCGGAUUAUAUGACGCCAAUAGCGUUCCUUAUCCUUGUCGUUGCGGCACAGGCUUUUGGGAUCUGGGAUGACUUGGGGAGGUGGAUCGGUGUGGUUUAAAAUGCCUCCAUGAAUGUUCAUCCAACUCUAUAUAUUA
Lentinula edodes (shiitake mushroom) is the source of this 2515-nucleotide messenger RNA. RefSeq lists its product as uncharacterized. The record is from RefSeq and is a predicted model, not a curated record. The coding region runs from base 466 to 2478 and encodes 670 amino acids. The transcript is spliced from 7 exons. NCBI's taxonomy places the organism in Eukaryota, Fungi, Basidiomycota, Agaricomycetes, Agaricales, Omphalotaceae.